AUGGGAUCUAGCUGCUGCAAAUGUGGCCGAGGAGCCGCGGAAGGAUCAGAAAUAACGUUAGAGGACCUCGACGACCAAGCUAAAGACCUGAGAGAGAUGACAACACAAGAUACAAGAAAUGAAAACAUGCAAGAGACAACAGAAGAUACAGUAACUGAUGAUGAUGAUAGAUUCAAGCUUUUUAAAAGCAUUCCUACAUUGGAGGAACUUCAUGCUUUAGGUGGUGAAGGUCUAGAAGCUGAUGUGAUUAUUGUAGAUUUGGACAAAGAUAACAAGAUUAAAAGGCUAACGAAGUUGGCCAUUGCUGAAGUCCACUCGAAUCCAACUAAAGCUAUUCAGAUCAUUGGUGAACUGGUGGUAGAUUUUUAUGAACUAGCAGCUUCAAGAAGUCCAUCAAAAACUAGAAAACCAUUUGGAAGUCAUGGUUUUCCACUGCUAGGAGAGAUCAGUCAUGGUUCUUGUCAUACUCGAUCCAUCUUGUUUAAAGUUUUAGCUGAUGCUGUUAACCUUAAAAGCACACUUCUAAAGGGUUGUCCUAAUGAUCUGAACUCUUCUGCUACUAUCGACUCACAUAACCAUAUGUCUGUUGUUGUUAUGAACGAUACUGUGGAAAUACUGGCUCCUAUUUCAGUUGCUGGUGCUCGUGAGAGGUUCAUGCAAAAUGCUGACAAAACUAUUUUCAGCGAUGAUGCAUCAAGGUCAGUGAGAGAUGUAAAUGAAUCCUUGAUACAGACUCUCUUCUCGAAAGAGCAAGAUGACAAUGACAGCAUUGAGAGCCAUGAUAUCCACAUCUGGAAUAAAGUACUAGAAUCUCCAAUGUUCCAGAACAAGCCUUUGUUACCAAAUGAAGAAUGCAUCAUAGAUUCCUCCACUCUGAAACUUGGGACUCGUGUUGGAAUAGGUUGUUCUGCAGAAGUCUUCCGUGGCACAUGGAACGAAACAGAAGUUGCUAUCAAGAUCUUUGCUGAUCAAGAAGUUACAGUUGAGAACAUCAAAGACUUCUGCAAUGAGAUAUUCAUUCUUAGGCAUAUAUUAUAUGGACUUGUUGUAGUUAUCAUGUUUCAUGGAGUAUGCAUAAAGCCACAGUUAACACUGGUCACAGAGUAUGUGGAUAAAGGGUCUUUACAUCAUUUGCUUCAUUGGACUGAUGAAAUAAAGAAUUUAAGCUGGAGGGAGAAGAUAAACAUUUUGCAUGACAUUUGCAGGGGGUUAAUGUACAUACAUGGGAUGGGGAUAGUCCACAGAGAUUUAAAGAGUGCCAACUGCUUGCUGAGCAAUGAUUGGACAGUCAAGUUAUGUGACUUUGGUCUCUCCAUAAUGAUGGAAGGCACAACGGUCAAUGACAUUGUACCUGCAGGAACACCAGAAUGGGUUGCUCCUGAAGUUAUCCGCAACGAACCCUUGUCAGAAAAAUGUGAUAUCUAUAGCUUUGGUGUGAUCAUGUGGGAGCUAUGCACUCUCUCCAAGCCCUGGGAAGGUGUCCCCAAAGAGAAAGUUGUUAACACAGUUGCAAACGAGGGAGCUCGGCUAGAUAUACCUGAAGGACCAUUAGCUAAGCUUAUUGAAGAUUGUUGGUCAGAAGAACCAGAACAAAGACCAAACUGUGUAGAGAUACUGACCUAUCUAGCAACCUGCGAGAAGUCUCUUCCCUGA
Molecule: messenger RNA, 1653 nt
Organism: Eruca vesicaria subsp. sativa (arugula)
Lineage: Eukaryota; Viridiplantae; Streptophyta; Magnoliopsida; Brassicales; Brassicaceae
Source: the annotation of a GenBank genome assembly